This is a messenger RNA of Lethenteron reissneri (Far Eastern brook lamprey), 9356 nucleotides long. RefSeq names its product CTD nuclear envelope phosphatase 1 (gene CTDNEP1). The record is from RefSeq and is a predicted model, not a curated record. Lineage: Eukaryota; Metazoa; Chordata; Hyperoartia; Petromyzontiformes; Petromyzontidae. Gene Ontology annotation, molecular function: phosphatase activity.
ACUCCUGGGGGAGGGGAGGGGUGAAGAUGGCGGUGUCGAGGAGGAGGUGAGAGCCACGGACGGAGCGGCGGUCUCCAUGUCGUCUCACCUCGGCCGGGAGGCGAAGGCGUCAGCCGCACUCGUCAUGAAGACUUACCUCCUACUCGGUCUGCGCACGCUCAUCUCCGCCGUUGCCAAGCUCUACGCGCUACUGCUCAAGGCCUGGAGCUUCGUGCUUUACGUCCUCCGUCGGCAGAUCCGGACGAUUAUCCAGUAUCAGACGGUGCGGUACGAUCUGCUGCCCCUCUCACCCACGUCUCGCGUGCGGCUCAGCCAGGUGCGGCGGAAGAUCCUGGUGCUGGAUCUCGACGAGACGCUCAUCCACUCGCACCACGACGGCAUGUCGCGCACCAUGGUGCGGCCGGGCACGCCGCCGGAUUUCAUUCUCAAGGUGAUCAUCGACAGGCACCCAGUGCGGUUCUUCGUGCACAAGAGGCCUCACGUCGACUUCUUCCUCGAAGUGGUGAGCCAGUGGUACGAGCUGGUCGUGUUCACGGCCAGCAUGGAGAUCUACGGCUCCGCAGUGGCCGAAAAGCUCGACAACAACCGCAGCAUCCUGCAGAGGAGAUACUACAGACAGCACUGUACUGUGGAGCUGGGCAGCUACACGAAGAACCUGAUGGCGGUGCAUGGAGACCUGGCUAGCAUAGUCAUUCUGGACAACUCACCCAGCGCUUACCGGGGCCACCCAGACAAUGCGAUCCCCAUAAAGUCGUGGUUCAGCGACCCCAGUGACACGGCGCUCCUCAACCUCCUGCCGAUGCUCGACGCACUCAGGUUCACAGCGGACGUGAGGUCAGUCCUCAGUCGAAACCUGCACCAGCACCGUCUUUGGUGACGCGCGCUCCCCCAUCCAUCGCCCUCCGACCUUGCCCCCCAAACAGCACCCCUCCAGCUCGGCCCCCCCCCCUCCCCCCGCGGCCCCCUCCAACACCCGCGCACCGUCUCGCUGGCGACAGGAAGUCCUGCUGCUCGGCAUGCUGGGAACAUGGCGGCGCUGGGGCUGUGUCGACCGCGAAUUGCAAGGCGGUGGACUCCUUUUGCUGGACCCGAACGAUGAAGAGCAAAAAAAAAAACUUACGUCACACCGCAAAAGUUUUAUUUUAUUUUGUUUAUCUCAUUAGGACAAUAACAUUAUAUAUAUAACUAUAUAUAUGUACAGUCAAUUGUAGCAGGAAAAAAAAAAUUACUUCAUCCAUCUUGUUAAUACCUGAAUGAUUAAUUUUUUUUAUCUUAAAAUUGUAUUAUUUCCACGAUUUCUCCUUUCAAUUGAUGCCCGAUGAGCGAUACAUUUAUUUUUUCCUCCCUUUAACCUUCCCUGUCCUCGGCACGAUCAUCAGUCCCGUCCGUCCCGUCGGUCCGUCCGUCCUCUCCUCUCCGUCUGCCACAACCCCGCAGAAACAAUGCCUCUGCUUCAGCGGUGCUUUUCCGAAUCCUCGGGCAUUUGCCGCGCCUCCCCCUUCCUCCACCUCGUCGGCAACGGGGAACCCAAGCAGCCUCCUCGCCUCGUCCGGUCGGCGGUGGCGGUCGGCGGUGGGUGGAGGCCCUGACUUUUUGGGAGGUUGCUGUGCACUACCAGCCGCUGUCAUGUACGCGCGCACGCGUGCGUGCGCGUUCGUCAGGGGUUGUAAAGUUUUAACGCACUUCUCUUCGUCGGCAACUGUUCCCCCCGGUCUGUCUCUUGGUUGCCCACCUGGGAGGAAGGAAAAGGAAUGAAGGAGGAAGGAAACGACACAAGCCCCAUCCCUCGCGCUGUGUAUCAACGUACGUUUAUUUUUUUCCCACGCGGCCAUUCGUAAUCCACGCGCGAUGUUGAGGGCUAUGUCCGCGUGUUGAGCCUCUUUCCCCCCCCCCCGCCUCCUCUCGAGCGUUCGGCACGCGCCGUGCGACGGGCAUCUCUCCAGGAGUCGAGUUGAAGAUUGCGGUGGAGUUGACGCGAUGCCCGCACGGAGGUGGGGUGUUGCGUGAGCUCCAGGGACGGAGUACUCGGAGCGCCGCGUUUGUACCAAUUGGGGAUUGAUGGGGGAGCGAGAGUCGCGGAGGAAAAUCUCGAAGAGUGUGGUUUCCGAUCGUCACUGCGCAACUGGGGGGAGGGGGGGUGGGAUUGCGUUGUGUUUUUUUUGGCAUCUCUGCUGCGGGCUGGCGGUCGGUACGUGUCAUUAACCGCAUGAGAGCCCAUUCAGAACCGUUAAUCUUGUGUGCAUUGGAGACCCGGGUAACCACAUUUGCGUAGAGGAGGGUUGGUUUUUCACAUUUGGCGGCCGUGCUUAAAACCUUGUCGAUUGGCACUUGCAGAGAGAUCUCGUCACGGGGCCUUCAGUAUUUCGAGGCAGAAAAUAUGAAUGACGCAUUCGCAGAAUUUAUUUGACGGCUCUCAAAAAGGGGAACUCAAACAUGGAGCUGUGUUCUGCUUGGCCGCGGCGGUGAGCUUGCCGUGACCAAACAAGUGGUGCCCGGUUCCCACCCCCGACACGCACGCGCACGCACGCAGGUGCGAGGGUAGCGAGCGGCCUCACCACUGCCUCUGAGCGUGGGAAUCGGCGGUCCUUAGCUUUGCGCGUGUGGCUGCCGGUUUCCGCUGUGAAUUUGCACGCUCGCGCAUAGUCACGCGCGUGCGCGUGCUCAAUCCUAAAACGUUACUGCUACAGCGAACCCACAAGAUCAUUCAGAAAGGAUUUGUUUGUGUCAGUCGCAGGGUAAAAUAUCGAUCGAUCACGGUCAACGUUUUGGCCAGUUGAGCCCCCUCAGAAUCGUAAACCCUGACGAUGCGAAACCGAGUAAAAACGUUGAUUGGCUCUCGAUAGCUCUGGACGACGUGUCAAAUUUCUUAGUGCGAUUUUGCAACUGCGGUUCGUGUGUACGCAAGCAUACGCGAAAUGUGUAAAUACAGAGUGGCGAGGAAGAUCCGAGUUUGGAGAGACGAACGUUAAAAGUAUGCGCGGACAAGCACUUACCUUUUAGUUUAAACUGUUGCCCUCGUGUAGUGUUAUCGGAUGAUAAGUGCACUAUCCCGAGCCCUCCACUAAGAGAGUAAGAUGAAUGCAAGGUCUUUUAUUAACCUGGGCAUGGCAUCGAUUUGACAACUUUCUCAAGGAGUUCUGCGUGGAAUUCUGUACAACCGAGCUGGCCUAGCGAGUCUCGGAAAUCGCCUGGUGGUUUUUCCACUGCAGCACCCGAACCGUGCCGCUAACAUCGCACGUUAAUACAUUAUUUGGUAUUUGAAUCGACGAUUAAUAACCCCCUCCGCCCCUGGAACGGCUCGAAUCCGAGCAAGAUUCCGAUCUUCAGCGGGUGCCACGGUGGCGAGAUGUUAACUACCUCGUCUGAUAUCCAGGAGGUCGUGGAUUCGAUCCCGACAUUGACGCCUGUAUAUUUGAAGUUUGCGUGUUCUCCCCGUGGUCGCGGGGAUUUUUCUCGAGUUUGUCCCUCCACAUUUAGAAUCGACAUGCGGUUAGAGUCAUUGGCUGCUGCUAUACAUUUCCACCUGAUAAGCCACAUCAUUUGGGAUAUCAUUCGUGGCCUGGUCGCUUCUGAAAAAUAGCUUUCGAACUCGGUGGGCGUGGCUCAACAGACAGCCAGUUGAAAAACCACCGGGGCCAUGAGGGCGCCGUGCCAGUGCGGCUCGGUUGUGCCAGUGGAAAAAAGUAACAUCGAGGACAUCCGGAGUGCCCGGACAAAUGAACGUUGGAAUGGCUCUCAUGUGGUUAAAUAAAGGACGUUGAAUUAAUUAACAAAUAAGAGCUCUAAAUAAAGAAGUACAACUGUCAUCUUAUUUAUUAUUAACUAUGUCGUACCCAGAACGGUUUGACAGCCUCUUACAUUCGCGAGUUAUCUUAAAACGAUAACGUCGUGCGACUGCUCGCACGCGCGGGUAUCUACGUACGUGCACGUCUGUCUAAGCAUGCACGUACGCACGCACGCGUGCUGGGUUUGUGAACAUAUGCUGUGCGAGCGACCAAGAGGGGGAGGCAGGGCAGUCUCGAGUAAGCGAGCGAGAACGAAUGCACUGGUGCUAAUCCGAAGUCUGCGUCAAGUUGUCCGAGUUUUUUUGUAAAACAAUGAAAUGUCGAUCUUGGCGACGGCGAGCGACGGCCCCCCCCCCCCCGCGGAACUCCGCGAGCGAAACGAUUCACGCGCGGGCAGAUCGCGAACGACGCGCACACCCAGCGGAUCGACACGCAGGGCACGCGUGCACCGCGUGCUUGCGGAACGAAGCGAGGGGCCAGGUGGAGGAAACCUUUCCGCCGAGCAUCGCGGCACGACCCCUGUGGGGUGCGAGUCACACGAUGGCCGCUUCUCCCCGAAGCUCCGCCAACUCUCGAGACGGCCCCGUUGGCUUGACGUGAGAUGGGCGACCUGUGGCAGUCUAUUUGCACUUUUUUCCCCACCGCCGCCGAUGAUGCUGGGGCAUCGACACGCGCCAAACGCUCAAAGCUGUGCCACACUGGUCUCAUUGAUUACAGCAACAUCAACAAAAAAACGCCAACGAUCGCAGUUCCCGCGAUGGUGUUCGCGCCAAGGGGUUUUGUUUGUCGACCGCACCGCCGCCUCGCCGCCGGUCGUCUGUGCCGCCGAUGGGUUCAGUUCCCGAUUCCGUACGAGAUCGCAAGCUUAUAUUUUUGUUAUCAUUUUUGUCCCUGUCCAUCCCCCCCCCCCCCCCAAAAAAAACCCAAUGAGUUACAGAAAUUACGUCCGUAAAGACCAAGCCAGCCACCCCUUUGUAAACGCGCCUCCGCCACUGAACAUUUCCAUCUCGCGAUAUCCAAGUUAAUGUUAUUCCGUUUGCCAUAAAUUAUUGUUAACACGUUUUGAAUCCAAAUUUAAAGCAUUGGGUUCAAGGUUGCCAGAUGACCGCUCGCUACGACCGCGGGGUGGUUGACUCCACCGCGUCGGCCGAAGCUGCCGUCCCGAGUCUGUGGGCCUCGGGUCAUCCGCCUCUCAAUAUUUCUCUUCUCGUGCUCCCGGCCGGACCGUUCGGUACACUUUAAAGCUUUCGUGACUGCAGGGAUUCAUAUUCUUUGUUCUUUCGGUAAAGUCACGUAGAAGGGAAAUAAUAAAAUAAUAAAAAGUAACCGAUUACAUUUUAAACAACAUUUAGAAGGGAAAUAAUAAAAUUAGAAAAAUAUAACAACAUUUAAAACAAGAAAAUGUAGUUGUAUUUUUUUAGCUUAUUAUUUCCCUUCUACGUGACUACCGAAAGAAUCAAGAAUAUAGUUCCGUCCACGAUCUUGCUUUUUUGUGCAGGCGACGACAACAACAACACAACUGUUUUACUGGCCGCGAUUCCAGCAGCUACGGUGGUGGCAUCUCCUCGAUGUGUUGGCGCGUAGUUUCACUUGCGCUUCCCCGCGGUCUCCCAAAGGUCCUUUCUCCGCGCGGCUCUCCCGGCGUACUUUGUGGGUUGCGUCCUCCUCGCGCUGUUGGGCAACGCUGUCCGAGGUUGUUUCCGCCCCCCCCCCUCCCCCACACCUGCUGGGAGCCUCAAUUCUUCAAGUCUGCUCGAGUUACGGAACGUCGGACAUUGUGCCGAAAAACGCACCUAUGUGGUCGUCAUCUGUGUGUCGACGGUUGCCCGACAGCUACGGACCGUGUUGCCCUUGCCCUGACUGCCACGGGGUGUGGGGGGUCCUUUACGGUUUCAAUAGCUUCCUUCUGCUGAUUACAUAAAACAUGCAAAGUCGUUGUUCAUCAUCAUCGGCUUAUUUAGUUUUAACAACCGUGUGUUUUUUGUUGUUGCAACCGGCUGCUGGUUGAGAACUCCUGGUGCCAGAGUCUUGUUAACAUUCAGGGAAGUUUGCAGUUUUUAAAAUGAGGAGCCAGUGGAUUUUUUGUUUGUUAAAUCAGAGCUGCAGCUCCAAACCAAUCGCAAUGUAUUUGGACCCCAGUUGCGGCCGAUUGCGACUCGCUGAUUAGUUACGCAGUUGUGAUGAUUUUUUUUUACGGACGAGUGUUGAAGCCGUUUGCGGUGUUUCGUGGUUUGUAGGUACAUGAUGACUUUAAAGAAUUGGCCAGUGUGGUGACACUAACGAGACCAGGUUUCUUAUCGGACGAGACCAGGGUUCUGUAUUGGUGAAAUGGUUCUGUAUCGGGUGUGAUAAUUGUUUUAAAUUGGAUUAGAUAAGUUCUCUAUCGGACGUACUAACUCUGUCUCAGAUGUGACGAGUGUACUUAAUUGCAUAGAGAUACGGGUUCUGUAUCGGACCAGACGAGUUUUCUCAAAAGACGAGACGAGGGUUGCUACUUCGGCCGAUAUGAAGAUUCCAUAUCGGAUUAAAUAGUUCUUUAUUGGGCGGGGACGAGUGAACUUUAAUUGGGAUGAAAUUAGGGUCAUCUAAGUGACCACGGUAAAAUAUUGUUCGUUGGAUGACAAGAAGAUGCUGCAGCGGAUGGGACGAUAGUUCUAUAUCGGUUAAGAGGAAGAACAUUGUGCAUGGGAUGGGAGCAGUGAAUAUGUGGGAUGGAUCACUGCAGCAGUGUGUGGCACAGCUGCUAAAGCCAUGCCACAUCUUUUGAGCAUCAUUCGCCCAGAUUAUAAAUUUGUUUUGUUCCUGUUGAAUUAAUCUGACUAAUAGUUGCAGCUAUUAUUCGCUAAGGUAUCUGUUGGCAAUAGGGAAGUUCGUCGAUAAAAGUUCAUAGGGCAUUGCACCUCGCCGAAAGUGAAAUUAUUUGCUGUUGGGAAAAAUGUGGCCAUGAAGGAUUCUAUCCCCUCCGCCCCCCCAGUCCCCAUCCUCGACAGAGGAACUCAACUGACAGCAGCAGCAGCUCGCCCUUCAUAGAGUAACAAUGUAAGCCAUUGAGUGGUUGGGAGACAUUUAGAAGAGAAAAAAACUACAAAAAAAGGAAUGCCAGCGGUUGGGCAGUUCACGAAAAGUAAAAUGUCACGACGCCAGUGUUCUGCGUCGCAACCCUGGAGGAUCUCCGCAAGGCCGAUCGCUCACGCCCCACCGCUGUCCGGAACGCAGCUUGUCAAAUAAUAAGAAGAUGGCAUUUCAGGUUGUGGUGACCACACUCCCCUCCCCUUUUUCAGAAUAGAGAAGCUUCGUAUUUAAAUAUGAUAUUUUUUUUCCCUUCCAAUUCACAAGACAUUGUGUUGGUGAUGGUGGAACAUGUUGGUGGUUCGGAAGAGUGGUGCCGGGGUGUGAAGUUGGUGGGAUUUUAACUGGGAAAAGCCUGCUGGGUAGGUCCAAUUUGUCACCGUCUCUUUGUUGUGGUUAUUUUUGGUUUGGAAAGGAACGCCUUUGGGGGAUAUUUAUAACGGUCUCGAUGUUUAAAUUUUGUUUAAAUUUUUUGGAGGCGGGCUGCGGCUCGCUCGGAACAUCGUGCCAUCCACGAGGUUCCGUUACUCCGUCUCGCCGUGGAGAGCCGCGGGCAAAGGCUAAACAAUCAGAACUCCGUGCUGCGGCUUCACGACCCCACCCACACAGCCCCCCCCCCCACGCACGAGUGAAAAGUGUUGUUAGUCCAUCUUCCUACCGGCUUUCCAGACCACCAGCAAUCGGGGUUGGUGAAUAAAUGCCAAUUGGACGAUGUUGGCAGCAGUAGUUGUUUGAACGAGCCUGACUGCUGAUGAGACCCAGAUGGUCGAAACCGGUCCAGAGUUUGCUUCCUUGAAACAAAUGCUGCUGCUGCAGCUGCUUGAGAAUAUUGGCCCGGAAAGCCGAUGGGCUGAUGGAAUAAAACGUGUUUUUGCUUAUACAGGUUUCCCCCGCUUUGUGCGGUCGAGUAGCGCGUAAAGUACACGCGCACACACACAACGUCCCACGUCCCACUGCUUAGCCGCAUGUGGAGUGAAUUGAAACAGCGCAGUGUCGCGAAUUUAUGGGUAGAAAUAGGGUCGCCGCGUAAGCAGCGUGAAAUCGCACAAACCGAACCCGCGUAAAGCGAGGGACACCUGGUUUUGGAGACGCAAAACGUUCCUGCUGAUGUCCGUGAGAUGCUGUUCACAACUGUCUUAAGCGCUCUUGGUCCAAUCUCUCAACCAGUUGAAGCCAUGACUCGGAUGCAUUUAUUUCUUAAAACGUCGACAAGAACUGGCUGCCUGUCGCGUGCUGGUGUAAAAAACGUAACGCCAUUUAUUUAUCUGGGAGAUUCUUCUCCGAGUCAUUGCGAUGUUUACCCAGCAAUCUUGAGUAACAAAGGGAUAACAUUCCACACACGUUGGUGCACGCGCCCACCGGCUGAGCAGCCAUGUGCCCACCUUGCAUCCCAGAAUAUGUUGGCAUUUUACACAAGUCACCGUGAUACACCAACCCCUUUCCUCCAAGGCAGUCUGAAUCGCAGACGUGCUUUGCCAUCACCGCCACCACCACCGCCGUGGGUCUUCGUGCAUUCGUGUCAAACACGAUGGAAGACUGAUAAAUUAAUGCUCCGGCUGCAAGCAUUGAGUGAGCAAUUCAAGUGGCUGAGCUCUUGUCUUCUUUAUAUAUAACAACUUAAUGCGUUCAUCAGCAACGCUGCCGUGAAACAAAAGCAUACGCAUAUAUAAGGAAGGUGAAAUUGCGCGCAAUGGGGAGAUCGUUUCUGGUAUGAUAGAAGAGCCAUUGCCCCAAGCGUGUACUUCACAGGUUAUAUUCCUUUUAGGCCGGUGCUCUUGACGAAUGGAUUGAGUUGUUUUGCUGACUGCGAUCAGUAUCUGUGUUUUAGACCGGGGGAGGAAUCCGAUGAGCGAUGACGCUCUUUUUUACCACAUGUCCAGUAUGGAUGGGUCAACUCAGAAGCAGCAGCAGCAGCACCGUUUGUUUAAUUCGUGUCUUGACCGUGAGACGAGUCGGCCAGUGGUGGGGUUAAAGAGCGCAGCUCGAUGUGGGGCGUCUGGCAGUUGUCCCCGGUUGGCGGGCAGGGUUGGGGAAUGAUGAAUCUCGCGAGAGUGCACAACGCGGCAUCCGCGAACGGAAUCGAUGCCAAUGUGGAAUGUGGGUGGCGUUGGGGUGGGGGCUAACUCCAGAGGUCCCGAUUCUAGUUGGUUGAGUUUGUUCCACCAAACCCCCCCCCCACCUCCCCUCCCCCCUCUGUACAGAAAUCCGAUUUUAGUUUUGUUUGGAUUUUCAGACUUGUGAGCAAAAAAAAAAUCGUACAAUUGUUUUGUUUCGCCGAAAUUAGUUUGGACCUGUUUCACACGUGACCAGUUAAAUGGGCUUUUUUAUGGCAGCCCCCCCCCGCCCUUACCCCCUCCUUGCCCCCCACAUCCCUCCUAUAUAUUUUUUAAAAUUUUCCCCAUUUUAUUUUCAUUUUCUCAGUCUCCCCGACUCCAUCAAAUGUAAUUAAACUUAACAUGUUUUAUGGAGGAAAAAAAAGCCUGAUUAAAUUUGUAAAAACUG